Messenger RNA from Magallana angulata, 2122 nucleotides. RefSeq lists its product as uncharacterized. The transcript is spliced from 2 exons. The coding region runs from base 148 to 1695 and encodes 515 amino acids. Lineage: Eukaryota; Metazoa; Mollusca; Bivalvia; Ostreida; Ostreidae. The record is from RefSeq and is a predicted model, not a curated record.
AUCAGAACAUCUUAUGUGUUGGCCAUUGUUUUAGCUCUAUACGCACGACGCCACAAGUCAUUCAAGACACAGCUGAUUGACCACAUCCAGAGGUGUACUAUCAGAUCCAAAGUUGUGGUUGUCUCAGAUGAUUUCAUACUAAAAGUGAUGAGUAAACCAGUUGCUAAAGAUAGCCCUUCUGUGAACAUCAACUACAAGUCAUUCGGACCGGGUGGCAGGGAGACCGCGAGACGUGUCAUCCCAAAACAAAAGGGUCGACAUAAACCAAACAAGACUCUAAUAAUUGUGCCUAAAAAACAGUUCAGUGAAACCUUUACACAAACUGAGGAGGACUGUGUUACUGAUGUGAAUCAGUUAACAAAAGCUGCCCAGGUCAUUUACUCUUUCUGUCAUUCAAAUGGAGGGGAAAUCCUGCACACUGAAAAAGUUCUUGAAGAGUCGACAAAGAUCCUACAAGCCCUCUCUCUUCUGAACAAGUCUUUUGACUUUUCUGAUAUUCCUGAAUCAAUACCAUUUACCAGAAAGUUGAAAGAGGAAGUCAAAAGCAUAGAAAAGUGUCAAAAACGCUGCAGAGAACUUAUAUCUUCUGAAGAACUUAGAACCUUCUUACCAAAAUCUAAACUGACAAGUGGAAACCUUUUGGUUCACUGCAGAUAUUUAUUGGAGGAAUUCAGCCACAGAGAAAGGAAGUUCAGACAAGCAGUUCUUUCCAUAGUUGAAUCAGAAAACCUAGGUAAGACCAAAGCUGAAGCUAUUUUAUCACAGACUGACCACAAAGAGCAAAUUCACAAUCUUGUAGAAAGUGUUGUCGAUAAACAAAGGGAUUCCACUGAUAAGGAUAAAAGUGAACUUCACGAACAAUACAAAGACAUCAGCAUCAAACAAAAAAAUGAAAUUCAAAAACUAAAAAUGAGGGUAGAAAAAUUUGAAGAAGAAAAGGAAAAAAUAAAUGAGGAUUGCCGAGAAAAAGUUAUUGAAAUUCAGCAAGAUGUCAUUAAGUGCAAUGAGUUUUGGGAGAAGCAGCAGCAAGAUCUUCUGGAAAAACAGAAGAUCUUGGAAUCAGAAAAAAUGAAAAUGGCAAAACUGAUUGAAGAUGAAAAACAUAGAGUCACUCAAAAAGAAAACGAAAACAAGAAACUCCAAAAACUUUACCAUGAAAUGAAAGAAAAACUAAAGGAAAUGGAAAAACUGAAUUACAACAUGUCUAAGGCUAGGAGGAAAUCACAGAAGAAAACAGAAGAUAAGGGAUGCCAUGCAAAUCUGCGACCUGAAAGUGAAAAUGUUUCCUGCCAAACUGACAGUGCUCCAACCACCAUGCAAGAAACUGUCAAAACUGUCUCCAAAGCAAUUACCACAUCCACUCCCCUACCAGCUAGCAUUCAAGAGAACCUGGAGCCUAGAUAUCAAAACCACUUUCAUGGUUCAGUCAGUAACAUCAACCUCUAUCAAAUCUUCCAUGACCGGGUGUCAACUUCUAAUGCACACCACAGAGACUCUGCAAACACUGGACGCAGCAGCAGAUCCCAUCUCCAUGUUUCGUCCAGUUCUUCUACAAGACACCACAGAACCGCUCAGCACGGACACAAUAUGACCAUGGACCGCUAUGAAGCAAGUGAAAUAGCCAUGCGAUGCGAAUCCAACAUUUCGUUUGCCAAUCCCGAGUCUCUACAUGGUGAUGACUUUAUUCAGGAAUAAUUUGAACACCAAAUGACUUCCAGUGCAUUUGUAUCAAUAUCCUAUGUAAGAGUUACACCCCUUUGUUCUUCUUGGAGUUCCAAUGUUCAUUCAAGUUUGGCAGCAUUGACACCCCAUUUUAAAAAAAAAGUUUUUAAAAUAACCAUGCUUGGAAACAUUUUCAUCAAUUUUUUACACAUACAUGCACAUCAUGGUUACAUAGAGUAAUAGUCUCCAAUGAAUAAUGUAACCUAUAAUUGUUUCCAUUUCAUUUGUUCAAAAACCUUCAUUAUUUUAAUACAUAAUUAUAUUCAUAUGUUUGGGGUUUCUUUGGUAAUUAACUGUCAUUGAGUUAUAUUUUCUCAAUUUACUGUGGAAAUUAUGUGAAUUUAACUCAGUAAAUGGAGUAUGUAUGGGCAAUAAAAUAUGCAAAGAGAAUGUAACUUAA